Messenger RNA from Salmo salar (Atlantic salmon), 3291 nucleotides. Its product is annotated as rab5 GDP/GTP exchange factor. Gene Ontology annotation, cellular component: cytosol; endocytic vesicle. Gene Ontology annotation, biological process: vesicle-mediated transport. The record is from RefSeq and is a predicted model, not a curated record. Gene Ontology annotation, molecular function: small GTPase binding; guanyl-nucleotide exchange factor activity; DNA binding. Lineage: Eukaryota; Metazoa; Chordata; Actinopteri; Salmoniformes; Salmonidae.
AAAACUACAGGCGAAUAUCUUACCUGAAUCUGAUUUUACCUCGGUUCAGGAGUGGGUAGCAGAUAUUGUCAAUGGCUGCAUAAAAAACGAACUAUCCACACUCAAUAAUCUUUCUUAAAAGCUAAGGAGUCGCAGAAUGUUGUUAGCCAGCUAACGACAUUGUUGAAUUGCUUGUCAAUUUUGUUGGGUCCGCGAGGAAUCUGUCACGCUAGCUAGCGCUUCAACUGCAAGUGCAAACGUUAGCUUCUAGUAGUGUGAGCCAAACCCUACUUAGUUAAAUGUAUCUCAGGUCAGGACCCAGUGGUCAGCAGUAUCCUCGCUAGCCGUGAGUGAUGAGCCAGGGGCCUGAACGUCGUGGGAUCCAUGUGGACCAGUCAGAGCUGCUGUGUACGAAGGGAUGUGGUUUCUAUGGCAAUGUGGCCUGGCAGGGCCUCUGCUCCAAGUGCUGGCGGGAGGAGUACCAACAAACCAGACACAAACAGAUCCAGGAGGACCAUGCUCUGGCAGAGAGGUUACAGAUGGAGGAGACGGCAGCAUACGCUAACAACCACCAGGGGGCAGCCCAGCCUGCUGCCAUCGCACCCUUAAGCAAAUUUGAAGAGAGGAAAACCAAGGAGAAGUCACGGAAAGUCAACACAGUGACUAAGUUUUUCACUCCCUCAGCAAAGACACCACCCAAGAAAGACUCUGUCCCUGGCGAGGCCCAGUCGACCCCCAGCCCCUCAGUGAGCCGCAAGCCCUUAGAGACGGACUGCACCACACGAGAGUUUAUCGACUUCCUCAAGACACUGAAACCUGGUAGGGAGAUCUUCAAACAGUGCCGGGCCUUCACAGAGAGCAUGGCCUGCAAGAGGGACCUGGGUGCUGAUGAGCUGUCUGAGUGUGUUCAGGACUUCUACCAGAACCUGUCAGACCGCCUGCAAACACACUUCAAAGGGUCGUCGGAGCGUGUGGAGAGUGUGAUGGACGAGGUAGAGAGAUACAUGAUGACACGUCUCUACGAUGAGGUCUUUUGUCCUGAGACCACAGACGAUGAGAAGAAAGACCUGGCUGUUCAGAAAAGAAUCAGGGCCUUGCAUUGGGUCACCAUUGAGAUGCUGUGUGUCCCUGUGGAUGAGGAGAUUCCUGAGGUUUCUGAUAAUGUGGUCAAAGCCAUCACAGACGUGAUAGAGAUGGACUCGAAGCGUGUGCCCAGGGACAAGCUGAUCUGCAUCACACGCUGCAGUAAGCACAUCUUCAAUGCCAUCAAGACCACCAAGAAGGAGGCAGCAUCUGCUGAUGACUUCCUGCCCACCCUCAUCUACAUCGUCCUGAAGGCCAACCCUCCGCGACUGCAGUCCAACAUCCAGUACAUCACCCGCUUCUGUAACCCUAGCCGCCUCAUGAGCGGAGAGGACGGAUACUACUUUACCAACCUGUGCUGUGCGGUAGCCUUCAUAGAGAAGCUGGAUGGCCGGUCUCUGAACCUGAGCGCUGAGGAGUUUGAGCUCCACAUGUCAGGCCAGGCGUCCCCCCAGCGGCCCCAGGCUGCCCCCUCCCCCCCAGGCAGUGCUGCUUUCAGCGAGAUGAAUGAGCGUCUGGACCUGCAGACGGGGCUGGGCGUGAGGCAGGAACACGUCAUGGAGGGAGCUCGCUGCCUGGAGAGUGACCUCAUCGACUGGAGGGACGGGGUGGAGCACAAAGUGCAGGAUGUGUUGGAGAGGUUCCCCCUGGAAAUGCACCCCCCCGCCUCUUCUGCCAUAGACGCUGACAACGUGGAGAACGACCUGCCUCCUCCUCUCCAGCCCCAGUUGUUUGCCGGCUGACCCCCAACACCCCACUACCCUGACCCUCUGGACUUGUUACUCUCUCUCUCUCCACCCUGGAAAGUGGCUCCUGUUCUUAUGCACAUAUAGGUUCCCUGUAAUGGAUCCAAGAAGUGUAACUCCAACCCUCCCCAUUGUAUGCACACUUAAAAUAGAUGCUUGCAGUCGCCUGUACCCAAGUAAAUAGACCACUUUCUUGGUCGGUCUUCAACACUGAUUAGUAAGAGUACCAGAUAGGUUGCAGGCAUAUUGCCUUCAUCGAUGGUCAUGAAGGAAAGGAAGCUUUUAAGACUGUUGGGACACAGACCAUUGAUCUUGUCCUCUGUAUUACUCCUGACUGAAUCCAAGUCUGAGUACAGAAGCCCUGGUGAGAGGCAUCUGUUAGGAUCAUGUGUAUGUAACCACAACCAAAUUUCCCCUGAAGAUGUCUAUAAAUAAGUGUGUGUGUAUGUAUAUGUGUGUAUGUGUGUGUGUGUGUGUAUAUAUGUAUGUAAAUGCCAAACCUGUUCAGUCAUGCGCUCAGUUUAGAGAAGUGAUUUUUAUUUUUUUAUUGUGUGGAUAUUCAUUAUUGGAUGCAAUAAAGACAAAAUUCUUGUAAAGUUUACAUUAGCGGUCAUUCUAAAUCCUAUACAAUAGUCUUGUAUAGAGAACAGUUACAUGAGUAAUUGUAUUAUUUGUUUCAACAUUUUCUAGGUUUGUUUGAGGCAUUCAGGCUACAGUCUUCUGAGAGGGGAUAAGGAUGUUUAGCCUAUUAAAAUGGCUAGAUUGAUACCAUAGUUGAAAUUGUACAUUUUUCCUAUAAGAAAUAAAUGAUUUGCAGUUCAGAGUUUAGAAGAUACUAAAAGUCCCUACACUCUUGUUUGACUGCUGAACAGCUGCUUCGUCAGUAGAAAGUCUUCAGUUUCUCAGUAGCCAUAUUUAGUAUGGUUUUAUCUAAGUAAAGUACUUUUAGUAAGCGCUUUAAUUUAGUGGUGAAUUUUAUUUGUACAAAUGUUUUGUGGGUAAAUGUUGCCAAACAGAAUAGCCAUAACAAUGUUGAUCUCAGCUCCAUGUUGUAACCAUUCAUUCAGGGUUAGAUGGAUAUAUGAAGGAACAGUAGACAUUGCGUUCGAUGAGUAGUGUCUUCGAUGCAACAGAAAGUACAUUUACAUACUACCUAUACAUAUUUGAUUUUUUUUUUUUUAAUCAUGUUUAAUUUUAUCACAUUUCUAUCUAUCAGAUACAAAUGCUCGCCAAACCCUGGUUACUAAAAUCCCAUUCAAUCCAAUUUAAACACUAACUGAAAUAACUAGGCAUUGGAUAGCACACAAUCAAUGAUCAGCUAUUUUUGAAAAAGCAAUGUAAAAAAAUAUAUCUGUACAACCAUAUUUUUGUUUUUGUAUCGAGUAGCUCAACAUUGUCUUGUAUUUAAAUGUAACUUAUUGAGACAGUGUUGUUUUAGUGUCCAUGGGUUUGUUGUGUUGAUGAAUAAAAUAACUCAAAAGCC